Molecule: messenger RNA, 6552 nt
Organism: Meriones unguiculatus (Mongolian gerbil)
Lineage: Eukaryota; Metazoa; Chordata; Mammalia; Rodentia; Muridae
Gene: Atrnl1
Product: attractin like 1
Exons: 29
Coding region: 234-4358 (1374 amino acids)
Cellular component (GO): Golgi apparatus
Molecular function (GO): protein binding
Source: RefSeq, a predicted model, not a curated record
GUCAGGGGCGCGGGCGGCGAUGCCCGAGCGCGCCCGGGGGCCGCCGAUCGGAGGCCGCCGCAGCUGGGGCGCGUCGCUCGGGAGCGGACUGCGGGACGGGGGCCGGCGCCGCUGAGCAGCCGGGAGCCGCGGCGGCCGCGAGGUCGGGUGCGCCCGCAUCCCUCCCCCAGCCGGGCCAGCAGCAGCCCCGGGCGCGCCCCGCGCGCAGCUCGCCGGGCCGGGCGCCCGGGAAGAUGGAGCCGGGAGCGGGGGCUCGGCGGCCGGCCGCCCCGGGGCCGUGCGGGGCUCGGGUGGCGCGCGGCGGGGGCGCCUCCUCCUGGCCGCCGCUGGCCGCCCACCACUGGCUGCUGAGCUACGGCUUCCUCUACCUGGCGCUCUACGCCCAGGUGUCCCAGUCCAAGCCCUGCGAGAGGACCGGCUCCUGCUUUUCGGGUCGCUGUGUCAACUCCACCUGCCUGUGCGACCCGGGCUGGGUCGGGGACCAGUGCCAGCACUGCCAGGGCAGGUUCAAGUUAACAGAACCUUCCGGGUAUUUAACAGACGGCCCGAUUAACUAUAAAUAUAAAACCAAGUGUACAUGGCUGAUUGAAGGCUAUCCAAAUGCAGUGCUCAGGUUAAGGUUCAACCAUUUCGCUACGGAAUGCAGCUGGGACCACAUGUAUGUGUACGAUGGGGACUCCAUAUAUGCACCGCUAGUUGCUGUGCUCAGUGGCUUGAUUGUGCCCGAAGUGCGGGGCAACGAGACGGUGCCUGAGGUUGUCACGACAUCUGGCUACGCGCUGCUGCACUUCUUCAGCGACGCUGCGUACAACCUGACCGGCUUCAACAUCUUCUAUUCACUCAAUUCUUGUCCUAACAACUGCUCUGGCCAUGGGAAGUGUACAACAAGCGUCUCUGCUGCGAGUCAAGUGUACUGUGAGUGUGACAAGUACUGGAAAGGUGAAGCGUGCGACAUCCCUUACUGUAGAGCCAACUGUGGCAGCCCAGACCACGGCUACUGCGACCUCACGGGAGAGAAGCUGUGUGUCUGCAAUGACAGUUGGCAAGGUCCAGAUUGUUCUCUGAAUGUUCCUUCUACCGAGUCUUACUGGAUUUUGCCAAAUGUUAAACCCUUCAGCCCCUCUGUGGGUCGUGCCUCACAUAAAGCAGUUUUACACGGGAAAUCUAUGUGGGUCAUCGGAGGCUACGCUUUCAACUACAGCUCUUUUCAAAUGGUUCUGAAUUACAAUUUAGAAAGCAGUAUAUGGAAUGUAGGCACUGUCUCGAGAGGACCUCUUCAGAGAUACGGACAUUCUCUCGCUCUCUAUCAGGAGAACAUCUUUAUGUAUGGAGGCAGAAUUGAGACUAGCGACGGCAACGUCACGGAUGAGCUCUGGGUCUUCAACAUACCCAGCCAGUCCUGGAGCACGAAGACCCCCACCGUGGUCGGGCACGGCCAGCAGUACGCCGUGGAGGGCCACUCGGCGCACAUCCUGGAGCUGGACAGCAGGGACGCCGUCAUGAUCGUGAUAUUUGGGUACUCGGCGCUCUACGGCUACACCAGCAGCGUACAGGAGUACCAUAUCCCAUCAAACACUUGGCUAGUUCCGGAAACUACAGGAGCGAUUGUCCAAGGUGGAUAUGGCCACACAAGUGUGUAUGAUGAAGUAACCAAGUCCAUUUAUGUCCAUGGAGGCUACAAAGCAUUGCCAGGCAAUAAAUAUGGGCUGGUGGAUGACCUCUAUAAGUAUGAGGUGAACACCAAGACCUGGACUAUUUUGAAAGAAAGUGGGUUUGCCAGAUACCUUCAUUCAGCUGUUCUUAUCAAUGGAGCUAUGCUUAUUUUUGGAGGAAAUACCCAUAAUGAUACUUCCUUGAGUAACGGUGCAAAAUGUUUUUCUGCCGAUUUCCUGGCAUAUGACAUAGCUUGUGAUGAAUGGAGAACAUUACCUAAACCAAAUCUUCACAGAGAUGUCAACAGAUUUGGACAUUCCGCAGUGGUCAUCAAUGGGUCAAUGUAUAUAUUUGGUGGAUUUUCUAGCGUACUCCUUAAUGAUAUUCUUGUAUACAAACCUCCAAAUUGCAAAGCUUUCCGAGAUGAAGAGCUCUGUAGAAAUGCUGGCCCAGGGAUAAAAUGUGUUUGGAAUAAGAAUCAGUGUGAACCUUGGGAGUCUGGGAAUGCAAACAGUAUUCUCAGAGCCAAGUGCCCUCCCAAGACAGCUGCUUCUGAUGACAGAUGUUACAGAUACGCCGACUGUGCCAGCUGCACCGCCAAUACCAAUGGCUGUCAGUGGUGUGACGGCAAGAAGUGCAUCUCUGCAAGCAGUAACUGCAGCCUGCCUGUCAGAAACUACACCAAAUGUCAUAUAGGAAACGAGCAGAUUUGUAACAAGCUCACAAGCUGUAAAAGCUGUUCACUGAACUUGAACUGCCAGUGGGAUCAACGGCAGCAAGAAUGCCAGGCUUUGCCAGCUCACCUUUGUGGAGAAGGCUGGAACCAUGUUGGGGAUGCUUGUCUUCGAAUCAAUUCCAGCAGAGAAAGUUAUGACAAUGCCAAGCUCUAUUGCUAUAAUCUCGGUGGAAACCUUGCUUCCCUGACAACUUCCAAGGAGGUAGAGUUUGUGUUGGAUGAAAUACAGAAGUACACACAACAGAAGGUGUCGCCGUGGGUGGGUCUGCGCAAGAUCAACAUCUCGUACUGGGGCUGGGAGGACAUGUCCCCCUUCACCAACACCAGCCUGCAGUGGCUUCCGGGGGAGCCCAACGACUCCGGCUUCUGUGCCUACCUACAGAGGGCUGCAGUGGCGGGGCUCAGAGCCAACCCUUGCACGGCCAUGGCGGACGGCCUUGUCUGUGAAAAGCCUGUUGUCAGUCCGAAUCAGAAUGCAAGGCCAUGCAAGAAGCCGUGUUCCCUGAGGACGUCCUGUUCCAACUGCACCAGCAAUGGCAUGGAGUGUAUGUGGUGCGGCAGCACCAAGCGCUGCGUGGACUCCAACGCGUACAUCAUCUCCUUCCCCUACGGACAGUGCCUCGAGUGGCAGACCGCCACCUGCUCGCCUCAAAAUUGCUCCGGAUUAAGAACCUGUGGACAGUGCUUGGGGCAGCCUGGAUGCGGCUGGUGCAAUGACCCUAGUAACACAGGAAGAGGGCGCUGCAUUGAAGGCUCCUCACGGGGGCCGGUGAAGCUUGGUGGAACUCACAGCAGCGACGUGGCUCUCGACCCCAGUCUUUGCCCCAAAGAAAAGAACUAUGAGUGGUCCUUUAUCCAGUGUCCAGCUUGCCAGUGUAACGGACACAGCACGUGCGUCAGCAGCAACGUGUGUGAGCAGUGCAGGAACCUCACCACCGGGAAGCAGUGCCAGGACUGCAUGCCAGGGUACUACGGAGACCCGACCAACGGCGGCCAGUGCACAGCCUGCACAUGCGGUGGCCAUGCAAACAUCUGUCACGUGCACACAGGAAAAUGCUUCUGCACUACCAAAGGGAUAAAAGGUGACCAAUGUCAGCUAUGUGACUCUGAAAAUCGCUAUGUUGGUAAUCCACUUAGAGGGACAUGCUAUUACAGCCUCUUGAUUGACUACCAGUUUACCUUCAGCCUGCUGCAGGAGGAUGACCGCCACCACACCGCCAUCAACUUCAUCGCAAACCCAGAGCAGUCGAACAAGAAUUUGGACAUUUCGAUUAAUGCUUCUAACAACUUUAAUCUCAACAUCACAUGGUCGGUUGGCUCAACAGGUGGGACAAUAUCUGGGGAAGAGACUCCCAUAGUCUCUAAGACCAAUAUAAAGGAAUACAGAGAUAGCUUCUCCUAUGAGAAAUUUAACUUCAGAAGCAAUCCCAACAUCACAUUUUACGUGUAUGUCAGCAACUUUUCCUGGCCGGUUAAAAUACAGAUUGCAUUUUCACAACACAAUACAAUCAUGGACCUUGUGCAGUUUUUUGUCACCUUCUUCAGUUGUUUUCUAUCCUUGCUGCUUGUGGCUGCUGUGGUCUGGAAGAUCAAACAGACUUGCUGGGCUUCCCGCCGGAGAGAGCAACUGCUUCGAGAACGCCAGCAGAUGGCCAGCCGGCCCUUCGCUUCUGUUGAUGUGGCGCUGGAGGUGGGAGCCGAGCCUACGGACUUUCUUCGAGGGCCACUAGAGGGUGCACCCAAGCCAAUAGCCAUCGAACCCUGUGCUGGGAACAGAGCUGCUGUCCUGACUGUGUUUCUCUGCCUCCCUAGAGGAUCGUCAGGUGCCCCGCCCCCGGGGCAGUCAGGCCUCGCUAUCGCCAGCGCCCUGGUAGACAUUUCGCAGCAGAAGCCUUCUGAUAGCAAGGACAAGCCUUCCGGCGUGCGCAACCGGAAGCACCUGUCCACACGUCAAGGAACUUGUGUCUGAGGACGGAAACUGCGUCUGUGCUGUGUGCUGGUUUACUUCACCAUGGCUUCCGUUAAAGCUGUUCUGUGGCCUUGGGUCUUACAGAGGACAAUGUCCUAGGAGCCAGGGCCAGGUACAGUCCCCUCUAAGCAGGCAAUGUCCCAAGUGGCCAGAGAGUGCCAGUGAGUUUUUUCUAAGUAACAGUAUUGAGGACCACACAUGUGACGUCAGUUUCUAUGGCUCUUAGGUGGAGAGCUAGCAUAACUUACUAUGGGAAAAGAUGUAUAUUGUUUCUUAAUGCAGAUGGAAAUAUGUAAUUCAUAUAAAUCAACUGUUUAUAUCCCAAGACUUUAAAGAAAGACAUUUUAUAAUGCUUGAAGGAUGAGAAGUGUACAGUUUUUGCCUCAUUAGCAAACUUAGGUCAUUUGCAUAUGAGUUGGAAAUGAACAAGCCAUGGCAGCUGUAAUUGCUGUUUUAUCUCAUCAUAAAUAUGAAAUCAAGGGGCUUACUUGGUAGGCUGUGGAUCAUGUGUUUAAAUUCCACACAUGGCCACACGAAGUCCAGAGUCAGUUGGAGAAUGUAACUGUGCAACUAAUGGGAACCCAGGGCAGAGGGUCCACUGGACGUGUGCACCUGUCGGGACAGGAGGUGUGUCAGAACUCUGAGCAUGGUGGCCGAGCACUGAGGAGGCUGCCUGCCAAGCAGGGUCCCCUCUUCCACGAAGAGCCUCCAGCCUGACAGCCAGAAGAGAGCCCACUGCCACUCGGUAGCAGUGCCUCUGGUCCUACGGUGAUGCCUUGGUUGCCUGGGAACCAGCAAGCCAGGCGUGUGUUUCUCUGGGUCUUCACCAGAACAUGCCAUUUUCUUCCAGCUUUCUUCUGUUUACCGGUUACCUUUCACAGGUGUAACAAAUGUACUUUAAAGGUAACACUUCCCGUGUCCUGCUGCCUACCAACCUCUUCCUGCAGAAUGCAGGCAAGGGCAAGAGCUGGGCCCAGCAGCAGCAACAAGGCCCCUCCUCCAACAUCGUCACUUGGUGCUGUGGGAAGUCGACAGACUGCGAACAUGGUCACUGCUGGCCACAUUCAAAACAUCCCUCCAGACACAGGCCCUGAGUAACAGCAGAAGGAAGAACGUGACGGCCCGCACAUGGAACCCUGGUCAUUGGGUCCUGUUAUCGACAGCAGCUCACUGAAGUUCAGUCUGGAGUGGCCCGGGUUGACAUCAGGUGAUGACAGGAAACAGAAGAGCAAUGCAGAAGAUUCUCAAAGCAGUGGCACACUCUGUAGUUCUGUUGAACAUGAAAGACACAUCUAACCAAUGUUACGUACUGGUACUGUAUGCAUACUUUUCAUGUUCUCUGGAAUUCAGGAAGAUAAUGACACUCUACAGUCAAGGCCUAGUUACUUGCAUGCCAUGCUUGUACAGUAGCAGGAUAUGACCCUAUUGCAAUACUGAAUAUUUAUUUCAAAUGCCAUGUAUACAUAGCUUAAUUUGAUGAGGACUGAGUGUAGUACGUAACAGAAAUGACCACAGAAUAUGUAGCUGCAUCUUAUAAAACAUAGUUAGGUUGCAUCAAACCAUGACUCUUAUUUUGAUAACUAGCCUUUUGAAUAUAGUAUAUAUCCAUACGUUGGCAUGAUAAUUCUUCUCUAUUUUCCAUGCACUCAAAAUCAGAUGAAUUUGUAGAAUAGUCUUAGGAAUUUUCUCUACCGCCUGUGGGGUUUGGGUGGGAGGGGCUGGUUGCUGCCACUUCCCAGGACAUUUUCUCUCAGAAACCCAGUUGAGCAGGAUUUGUAAACGUCUCCUAAAAACAGUCAAGUAAUUUGAUCAACAUCUUUUGGACAUUUCACAUGUUUAGUUUCCCACAAAAUAAUAGUUUGGCAAAACGGGUCACUAUAAAGAAAGGGUUAUCUGAAGAUAAAGCAGUUGCUCAGCUGUGCAAUCCCCAACAGUUGUCAGUGGAGAAGCUCGUACAAGGAAGGUGCCCAGUUAGUGCAGUUUCGCAGCACCGCCCGUGUGCAGGGGCCGUCCAGUCUACUGCGAAUCCCACUGGGUUCUCCAAACUUGAAAUUUUGAAUUUUAGAGAUUUAUGGAAUUACACAACAUCACACUUGACCAUUAACUCUGUGGCCAGUUAUGCAAUGUAUUCUCAGCGUAUACAGCUUUUCACUGGAAAUAAAAUUCUUCACCCCCAGGUGAAGUGAACCAAAAA